This is a messenger RNA of Patiria miniata (bat star), 3279 nucleotides long. RefSeq lists its product as uncharacterized. NCBI's taxonomy places the organism in Eukaryota, Metazoa, Echinodermata, Asteroidea, Valvatida, Asterinidae. Bases 1 to 3279 code for a protein of 1092 amino acids. The record is from RefSeq and is a predicted model, not a curated record. The transcript has 18 exons.
AUGGUAGAUCAGCUCAAGCAAGUGAAACAACCAGAUAUCUUGCUCCCACACCUGAAUUCUCUCCUAUUCAAACAUUUAAUAGUGGUAGCGCUUCCGCUCGGUUUUGCGGAGAGUGGACAAUCAUUAUUGUUUGCAAUCCCUCUCAUUUCCACUCUCCCCGGUUACACUAAGAUCAGCUCCCAGACUCCCAACGAUGCAACAGUAGCGAUUACAAAUGGGUAUUGUGACUGUAACCCAUGCCAGAAUGAUGGCACAUGCUGGACACUGCAGGACGGGUCCUACCAGUGUCUAUGCACUUUUGGCUAUGAAGGAGAGCAAUGUCAAAAUGAGUUGUAUCCAGAUGCUGACUAUUCAACUCUCCAUGAAGUACCACUGAUAGACUUGUUCAACGUACUGUCUUAUGAAAACCCCAGAGAAAACCCCUUCUACCAACUUGCGGCUUACUACAACACCCUGGAGACUAAAUUUGCAGCCAACCUCCUAGGAUCCGGUGCUGAGAUUAUUGAGGGAAGGAUUGGUCAGUAUUACAGACUGAUUGGUGCCCACUCCUGGCUGAAUCCUGUCUUUAACGCCCCAGGUGUGACCUGUGUGGAGCAGGGGCUAGCUGGGUGUGACCGUGGCUUGGCCGUAUCCCUAUGGGUGCUCCUUGAACAAGAGGCUCUGAAGGAAGAAGAGACAGUCCUUUUCUACUCUGGUACCAACGUCGAUGAGGCGGAGUCGCCUCAUCUGGGUAUCUUCAUAGAUGCCAACAAACGGAUGAAAUUCCAAGUAAAUGAUGGCGAUCAUGUAUGGACAGUCACAGUCUCAUCAAGCAGCCUGCCACUAGGCUCAUGGUGCAACCUCGCGAUGACCUGGCGACCAGCCUCUGACCUCCAUGCUUACAUCAAUAGCUACAAGGUGGGCACCCUGGAUGUGGUCCCAUCCCAGCGGCAAUCAACGACUGUGCCACCACCGUCAUCAUCACCGUGGGUCGUGACCCUGGGUAGUAGGGGUCAGAGGUCAACCACGUCACCAAUGGCAGUGUCCGACCUUGUCAUCUGGGACCGAUUUUUGUACGAUUUUGAGCGCCAUCGAUUUUUAGGCGUAACAGCUGAUGAACUUCAAGUCCUCCACGGAGCAGACUACCUGUGGACGACAGACGGCUACCUCAGGCGAGACCAAGUCGCCCUCCUGUCCCAGCAUGGUAUUGCAGCUACAGGGCCUAUUGCCUACUCAUCAAAACCUGCCCAAGUCCCUGGACGAGAUGACAAAGGAUGGGCCAUGAAUGUGGACGGGGUUUCAGAUCAGUGGCUUGCCCUUGGUGAUUUCGCAGAUACUUGUGUCAGUGACCCAUCGCUCUGUCCCGACGGAAUCACCUUUGCAUUGUGGGUCAAAGUCCACAGGCCAGUCAGUGUCGGCGACACCUCCUUUGCAUUCAUCUUCAGUACCGGGGGUCAGUCAUCGCGGGGUUGCGCGCUCUACCAACAUGGGGGAAACAGACUGAGGGCAACAGUGGCAGACGGCAGACGGGAGUGGAUUGUGGAGGUCAAGUUCGUUUCCAAUGAUGACCACUGGGUCCACCUUGCCAUAUCGUGGCGGCAGUCAUUAGGCUUGGUCCUGUACAUCGAUGGUAACACCCACGGUAGGGACCGCACGGGACACGUGCGCCUCCGACAUCACGACCUGGACAGUCGGUUACUGGUAGGACGACGGAACGACUACCUGGCCGGCUUUGCCAACGUGACCCUUGAAUGGCUGGCCAUCUGGGAGCAUUACAUAGAACCAUGGGAGGCAAGGAGGGAAAUGGGUCUCGUAGAAAAUGACCAAUAUGCAACAGCCACGUACUACUGGAACCAACAACGAUUCAUUAGCAGUACCUUUGAUAUCCUGGCAAAUUCUGGAGGCACUGAAGGGCCAAGUGGAGAUGUCACAGUGCCAUACGCUGACGUGGUAGACUUAAGCAGCCCAGGUGCUUAUCUUAAUCUCGGUGAUUUUAUGGGAAGGUGUGUUACCGACCCUACUAAGUGCAGCACUGGUUUAAGCGUCUCCCUCUGGUUAAGAUAUCAGCAUGGCAUUAAAUCUAGCAAACCGUCAAUUAUAAUCAGAACUAGAGACUUAAAUGGAAAAGACCAGCCAGGUUUUGUCAUGUUCGUAUUAGAUGCAGUACUGUGGCUGGGGGUACAGAGUUCACCAGGCCGUUGGUUUGCUUCAUUAGAAGUGGAGCAUUUCCCCAACGACAUUUGGACCAAUGUGGCAUUUACAUGGAGUGAAGCACGAAACCUCGUCCUUUACAUCAACGGCUUCCAGUUCACGGGAAGAAUUAACUAUCGCUUUGAGCCGAAGUCCAUCUCUCCUAAUCCUACACCACAAUUGAUCGUGGGAGCGACCAGCACCCCAACACCGUCACAUCCAGUGACCUUUCAAGUUCAUAGUUUGGCAAUUUGGGAGAGUUAUAUCGAACGGUGGAAUAUUAACCAACUGCUUGGGAUGUCAAAGUCUGAGCUCUAUUGCUUCAAGUACGGAGACUACUGCUGGUCGUUUGAGCCCACCCUACGCCUGCGUCACCCGUUUGAGCUCAGCCCUGCCGGGGCUACGUUCACCUCGGACCGUCGCGAUCAGGGAACAGCCCUCUGCACCGACGGCCGUAGCGGGUGGAUAUCCCUGGGCGAUUUCUCCGCGCAGUGCCCGGCGCGCCCGUCGGCCUGUGAGCAUGGCUUCAUCGUUGCAAUGUGGGUCAAGUUGACGGAGGUCACUUCUCACCGACGCAGUGGUUACCUGCUCAGUGUUGGAGCUGAGGAACAGGGGGAGAGUGGCUUGUCUCUUUUUCAAUCCAUCACCGGUAUCCGGGCGAAGGUGGUUGACGACAACCUGUCCUGGGAGACCAAUAUUAAAUCCUCUUGGUUGACCUUUGACCGGUGGAUCUAUCUUACUAUCAAGUGGACAGGUCAAAUACUCGUGAUUGACAUUGGUGGCGAGGAACUGCCCACUACUACUCACAUCUAUGCGUCUAGCUUUCAUGGUGCCAAUACCCACUUCAAAGACAACACACCACUCAUGACUCUGGGCAAGUCCAUUCAUGACAACAGGGGUUUCCUCGCGGCGUGCUAUGAUGAUGUUCUGCUCCUGCUGCCUAAGAGGGCUGGCGAGGACUUACCCUACCAAAAUAGUUCAGUCCAAGAAAAUGAGAACCAGUUUAAGCUAGACGAACCUGGUCCCGAGACUGCCAGAGAAGAGUGUAAGAUUAUCCAUGAAGCAGACUGUGCAACAACCAUUGAGGAGUUAUUGUAUGUGGUAGGUUAA